Kogia breviceps (pygmy sperm whale) is the source of this 3105-nucleotide messenger RNA. RefSeq names its product C-type lectin domain family 18 member A-like. The record is from RefSeq and is a predicted model, not a curated record. Gene Ontology annotation, molecular function: polysaccharide binding. Lineage: Eukaryota; Metazoa; Chordata; Mammalia; Artiodactyla; Physeteridae.
AAUAGUUCCCUCCAGUCUGGGAAGCGAGCUGGACAGCUGAGCCAGGCAGAGCCCAGAGCACCCAGCAGGCCCAUGCUGAGGCUAGAGCCCUCCCCUGGGCUGGGGGGCCGCCGGCCUGGCCCCCUGCCCGUGCUCCUGGCUCUCCUUGGCAUGACCUGGGCAGAGGUGCACCCACUCCAGCUACAGGAGAAGCAGGUUCCAGUGCCUGGAGCCCUGAGCAAGAAGGAGAGCUUCCUGCUCCUCUCCCUGCACAACCGCCUGCGCAGCCGGGUCCACCCCCCCGCAGCCAACAUGCAGAGAAUGGACUGGAGCGAGAGCCUGGCCCAACAGGCCCAGACCAGGGCAGCGCUCUGUGGCGCCCCAGCCCCAAGCCCAGCCUCUGCCCCCCGGGCUACCCCGCAAGUGGGCUGGAAUGUACAGCUGCUGCCCGUGAGCUCGGCGUCCUUCAUCCACGUGGUGGGCCUGUGGUUCUCAGAGGGGCAGCAGUACAGCCAGGCAGCAGCCGAGUGUGCCCCCAAUGCCACCUGCACCCACUACACUCAGCUCGUGUGGGCCACCUCGAGCCAGCUGGGCUGUGGGCGGCACCCCUGCUCCGGGGCCCAGGCUGAGAUGGAAGCCUUUGUCUGUGCCUACUCUCCCGGAGGCAACUGGGAGGUCAACGGGAAGACCAUCGUCCCCUACAAGAGGGGCGCCUGGUGCUCUCUCUGCACGGCCAGCGUCUCGGGCUGCUUCAAAGCCUGGGACCACGCAGGGGGGCUGUGUGAGGUCCCCAGGAACCCAUGUCGCAUGAGCUGCCGGAACCACGGACAUCUCAACCUCAGCACCUGCCACUGCCACUGUCCCCCGGGUUACACAGGCAGAUACUGCCAAGUGCGGUGCAGCGUGCAGUGCGUGCACGGCCGGUUCCGGGAAGAGGAGUGCUCCUGCGUCUGUGAUGUUGGCUAUGGGGGAGCCCAGUGUGCGGCCAAGGUGCACUUUCCCUUCCACACCUGUGACCUGAGGAUCGAUGGAGACUGCUUCAUGGUGUCUUCGGAGGCAGACACCUAUUACGGAGCCAAGAUGAAAUGCCAGGGAAAGGGCGGGGUGCUGGCCCAGAUUGAGAGCCAGAAAGUGCAGGACAUCCUCGCCUUCUACCUGGGCCGCCUGGAGACCACCAACGAGGUGACCAACCAUGACUUUGAGACCAGGAACUUCUGGAUCGGGCUCACCUACAAGACCGCUAAGGACUCCUUCCGCUGGACCACCGGGGAGCACCAGUCCUUCACCAGUUUCGCCUUUGGGCAGCCUGACAACCAGGGGUUUGGCAACUGUGUGGAAUUGCAGGCAUCGGCCGCCUUCAACUGGAACGACCAGCGCUGUAAAACCCGAAACCGUUACAUCUGCCAGUUUGCUCAGGAGCACAUUUCCCGGUGGGACCCAGGGCCCUGAGGCUCACCCAUGCCUCUCCCCUGCCAGCACCUGGAUGCACAGCCCUACUUGCCCUUCUGCCCAGCUGUUUAGAGCAAGGGCCGGGCUAGGACUGCAGGCCCAACAGCCAAAGAGGCCUCAGACCUUGCAGGAAGUGGGGCAGGGGGUACAAGUGAGGCCGAUGGAGAGCCCGGUAUAGGAGGAGGGGAGCCUGGGGUCCCCCAGCCUGCUUUUGAGUGGGAAGAUGGGUCUCAAUUAGGCACUGAAACAGGAGUCUGGGGCAGUGGUCAGAAGAGACCACUCUCCUCCAGCCGGGCUGGACCCUCUGGGGCAGACAGAGGUUCCUUGCUGCCCAGGACGCACCCCACCAAGGAUUAAACUAAACUAAGUUAUGGAUCAGCCGGACUUGUGAAUGCUCAUUGUGAAGGCGAAUUCAGACAACCCAGAAUGAUCCCAGGAAGACUGGUUUCCUCCCAGACAACCCCAGUCCCAUCCCUGCUCUCCCACAUGACCCAGGCCACCCUCUGGAGGUUUUCAGACUCUUAGUCCUGAAUAAUGCACAGAUUUAGAAGUCUUGCUUGUCCGCAUCCCUAAUUUCCAGCUCCUCUCACCACUGCCUCUGUCAGCUUUGUGUUUCUGUUCACACUUCCUCCUUUAUGAAUUAUGCUUGCUUCUAUAUGUCUCUUCUUUCUUUGUGAUCAUCUGAACUGGGGUCUGUUAUGGCCCCAUCUCCUCCCUCUCCCUAUAGCGGUGAGAGGGUGAGUCCAGGCAGGUGCGAGGCUGGGAGUUGCUACCAUCAGUGUGCAGAAUGCACACUGUUAUGUGCGAACAUCGAGUUGCUUUGCUGGUUGGAAGUGUCAGUACAAGUGUGGCCUGGGCCCAUGGAACCGGGAGAAGCAGAUCAGUCACGGUUCUUGGCUGCAGCCAAUAGAAACAUAGAAACAGCUCUGGCUAGUCAUGGCAGAAAAGGAAUUUAUCAAAAGGGCAAUGAUUUUUAAAUGGGCAAAGGACUUGAAUAGACAGUUCUCCAAAGAAGAUAUACAAAUGGCCAAUAAGCACAUGAAAAGGUGUUCAACGUCACUAGUCAUUAGGAAAUCCAAAUAGAAACCACAGUGACACACCACUUCACAUUCAUUACGACGGCUGUUAGCAACGAAACAGACAAUAACAAGUGUUGAUGAGGGUGGGGACCCACUGGAAUCCUCAUACAUUGCUGGGGAAUGUAAAACGGUGCAGCCACAGUGAAAAAUAGCUUGGCGAUUGUUCAAAAGUUAAACAGGACUUCGCUGGUGGCACAGUGGUUAAGAAUCCACCUGCCAAUGCAGGGGAUGAGGGGUCCAUCCCUUGUCCGGGAAAAUCCCACAUGCCGCAGAGCAACUAAGCCCGUGCACCACAACUACUGCGCUUGUGCUCUAGGGCCCGCGAGCCACAACUACUGAAGCCCACGCACCUAGAGCCUGUGCUCUGCAACAAGAGAAGCCACCGCAAUGAGAAGCCCACGCACUGCAACAAAGAGUAGCCCCUGCUCACCACAACUAGAGAAAGCCUGCACGCAGCAACGAGGACUCAACGCAGCCAAAAAUAAAUAAAUUAAUUUAAAAAAAAUUAAACACAACUACCACAUGACCCAACAAUUCCUCUCCUAGGUAUGUACCCAAGAGAAACGAAAACAAGUGCUCAAAUAAAUCCUUAAAACAC